AUGAAUGUUCAACAAACACAACAACAACAAGCUAUGGCAGCACAACAACAAUCAAUGGUAGCACAGCAGCAACAACAAAUAGCACAACAACAAUCAGCCAUUGCACAACAACAAAUAGCUCAACAACAACAAAUAGCACAACAACAACAAAUAGCACAACAACAACAACAACAUCAACAACAUCAACAACAUCAACAACAACAUCAACAACAACAACAACAUCAACAACAACAUCAACAACAACAGCAUAUACAACAACAACAGCAACCACAACAACAGCAACCACAACAACAACAAUCACAACAACAACAACAACAACAUCAACAACAACAACAACCACAACAACAACAACCACCACAACAGCAACAACAACAACCACCACAACAGCAACAACAACCACAGCAACAACAACAACAACAACAACAACAACAACAACAACCACAACAACAACAACAGCAACAACAACAAGAUCAAUUAAGUGGUGUUACUGGUAAAAUUAGAGACUUGAAUGAAUCAAUUUGGAUUCAUUUAGGUGGAUAUGCAGAAUCAAUUGGAGAACAAGAUAAAGCAUUGGCAUCAUAUGAGAAUGCACUAAGACAUAAUCCAUUCUCAAUAAAGGCACUCACACAAAUAGCAUCAUUAUUUAGGAUCAAAGAACAAUAUUCAAAGGCAGCUGAAUACUUUCAAAGAAUAGUGACCAUUGAAUCAAAGAAUGGUGAAGUUUGGGGUGCAUUAGGUCAUUGUUAUCUCAUGAUGGAUGAUCUUCAAAAGGCAUACACUGCCUAUCAACAAGCUCUAUAUCAUUUACCAAAUCCAAAGGAUCCAAACCUUUGGUAUGGUAUUGGUAUUUUGUACGAUAGAUAUGGUUCAUACGAUCACGCUGAAGAAGCUUUUACAGCUGUCUUAAAAAUGGAUAAUAAAUUCGAAAAAUCUACUGAAAUUUAUUUUAGACUUGGUGUUUUAUAUAAACAUCAAGGUAAAUAUGAUCAAUCUUUAGAAUAUUUCCAACAUUUAGUUAAGAAUCCACCAUUACCAUUAACGACAUCUGAUAUUUGGUUCCAAAUUGGUCAUGUUUAUGAAUUACAAAAAGAAUAUCAUAAAUCAAAAGAUGCAUAUGAAAAAGUAUUAAAAGAUAAUGCAACACAUUCAAAAGUUUUACAACAAUUAGGUUGGUUAUAUCAUCAUAAUCCAUUAUUUACAAAUCAAGAGUAUGCAAUAAAUUAUUUGAUGAGAUCAAUUGAUUCAGAUUCAUCUGAUGCACAAACAUGGUAUUUAUUGGGAAGAUGUUAUAUGACUCAACAAAAGUAUAAAAAAGCAUAUGAUGCCUAUCAACAAGCAGUUUAUAGAGAUGGUAGAAACCCAACAUUUUGGUGUUCCAUUGGUGUAUUAUAUUAUCAAAUCAAUCAGUACAGAGAUGCAUUGGAUGCCUACACUAGAGCCAUUCGUCUUAAUCCAUUCCUUAGUGAGGUUUGGUAUGAUUUGGGUACAUUGUAUGAGAGUUGUCAUCAACAUACCGAUUCAUUGGAUGCUUAUCAACGUGCUGCAGAACUUGAUCCACACAAUAAACAUAUUCAAUCACGUCUUGCCACACUUAGAGCCCAAGUUUCAGGUAAACCAAUUGGUAAGGAUGGCUAUGAUCUUCAAAAUGGUGAGCAUGGUGAGCAUGGUGGUAAGUCAACUCCAAUGAUCAUCGAACCAAAUUCACCUGGCACUGGUGCAAUGGAAUCAUUAGGUAAAGGUGGUCAAAAUAAUCGUAAUGGUAAUAACAAUGGAAAUAAUAGUUUUGUUCCUGAAUUGGCUGAAAUUAAUUCUCAUCUUCCUGAAGAUAUGAGAAACAAUUCUUCAUUACCUUCUUCAAAUGAAUUAAAUUCAAGUUUAAUUGAUAGAAAAACUGAAAGAGGUAGAGGUGAAGAUAUGCACAAUUCACAUCAUUCGCAAUAUUCUAAUAGUAUGUCUAUGAAUAAUAUGAAUAAUAAUAAUAAUAAUAUGAAUAUGAAUAAUAAUAUGAAUAACAAUAUGAAUAAUAUGAAUAAUAAUAAUAAUAAUAUGAAUAGUAUGAAUAAUAUGAAUAACAAUAAUAAUAAUAUUAAUAAUAAUAUGAGCAAUAAUAAUAAUAACAACCAUAAUAAUCACCAAAUGAAUCAAUAUAACAAUAAUAAUAAUAAUAGCAAUAUUAAUAAUAAUAAUAAUAACCACCACAAUAUGAAUGAUAAUGUAAAUAGUAAAAAUAAUGAUGUAUUAGAUAGAAGAUAUAAAGGUAUUUUGGAACGUGAAAAGACUAGUCCUAAUGGAGAUGGUAGAGACAAUAGAGACAAUAUUAGGGAUAAUAGAGAUAAUAGAGAUAGUAGAGAUGGUAGAGAUAAUAGGGAUGGUAGAGAUAGCAGAGAUAGAAUCCAAGAAUAUACCAGAGAAUAUAAUAAUAACAACAACAAUAAUAAUAGUAUUAGUAGUAUUAAUAAUAAUAAUAAUAAUAAUAAUAAUAAUUAUAAUAAUAAUAAUAAUAAUAAUAAUAAUAAUAAUAAUAAUAAUAAUAACAAUGGUUUAAGAGCAACAUCUCCGUUACCAUCACACAAUGAUAGAAGAUCUUAUGAAAGAGAUAAUAAAGAACGUAUUAAUAAUAAUAAUAAUAAUAAUAAUAAUAUGAAUAAUAAUAUGAAUAAUAAUAUGAAUAAUAUGAAUAACAAUAAUAACAAUAGUAAUAUUAGUAGAUUCGAACAUCAAAAUAACAGAACAUCUUCACCAUUUGAAAAUAAUAGUAACAACAACAAUAAUAACAAUAACAAUAAUAAUAAUAAUAUCAACUAUAAUAAUAUUGGACAAAGAGCACUUUCACCACAAUCAUCACAACAUAAAGAUAGAAGAGAAAUAAUAUUAGAUGAAGAAUCUGAUAUUAAUGAAAGAUCAAAAACAAGAUCACCAUCAAUUGUUAAAGAAGCUGAAGAAAAGAGAGAAACUGUGAUUGUAGAUAAGGAAAGAUCACCAACUCCUAUUAUUACAGAAAAACCAGAUGAAAAACAAGUUGAGAAGGUUACCGAUAAAGAAUCAUCUUUAGUUGAAAAAGUUGAUAAAGAAAAUGAAAAAGAAUCACCAUCAUCGUCAUCAUCAUCAAAAGAAAUCGAAAAAGAAACCGAAAAAGAAAAAGAAAAAGAGAAAGAAAAAGAGAAAGAAGUGGAAAAAGAGGUUGAAAAAGAGAUUGAAAAUGAUAAAGAAAAAGAAAAAGAGAAAGAAGUGGAAAAAGAUGUUGAAGAAAAUAAAUCUGUUGAAAAAUCAAGUGAAAAACCAGUUGAAAAGGAAUCCACAACUACUACAACUAAUGAUGAGGAUGAAGAAGGUGAAUUAAGUGAACCAACAACAACAACAAAGAAAGAUGAUUCAUCAAAAUUACCAACUGAUGAAAAGAAAUUGUCAUCAGUAUCACCAACCACCACCGCUGUGGAGCAAUCAAGAGAUGAAACUAAAGAAUUGGAAAUGGAUACCAAAGAAGAUUCAGAAAAGGAAAAGAAAUCAUCAACUACCACCACUGCUGCUGCAAGUGAAUCUGUAAAACCAAUUGAUGAAGAAAAAAAAUCACCAACUACUACCACCACCACCACCACUAACACCACAACUGUAGAACCAACACACAAAGACAAAGAGUCAUCAAAAAAUGAUGAUACUACUACUACUACCACCACCACCACUACAAAAUCAGCCAAAUCUCCAAACUCUUCACCAACUAGAUCUGAUGAAGUUGUUGAACCACAUCAAGAUGCCUCACAAGAGGAAAUCAAUAAAAGAAAAUUAGAAGAUGAUAUCACUUCAACUCCAAGUAAAAGAUUAAAACCAGAUUCAACUCCUUCCUCUGCAACAACUGCUUCAACUCCAUCUGAACAACCUGAAUCACCACUAAAGAAAGAAAAUCCAGUUGGGGAAACUUUAUCACCAGAAAUUAAAGAUUCAAAAUCAUCUUCAUCUUCUUCAUCCUCAUCAUCAUCAUCAACUAAUACUGGCAGUAGCAGUACCAAUAGUUCAGCUAAAAAUGAACGUGAUAGAGAUAGAGAAAGAGAAAGAGAACGUGAAAGGGAUAGAGAAAGAGAGAGAGAAAGAGAAAGAGAGAGAGAAAGAGAACGUGAAAAAAAUAAACAACCAACAAGGGCUCCAAUUAAACCUUCAUCUCGUAAACUCGAAAGAUAA
This is a messenger RNA of Dictyostelium discoideum AX4, 4173 nucleotides long. RefSeq lists its product as hypothetical. The record is from RefSeq and is a predicted model, not a curated record. NCBI's taxonomy places the organism in Eukaryota, Evosea, Eumycetozoa, Dictyosteliales, Dictyosteliaceae. Gene Ontology annotation, cellular component: nucleus. The transcript is spliced from 4 exons. The coding region runs from base 1 to 4173 and encodes 1390 amino acids.